Pelmatolapia mariae (spotted tilapia) is the source of this 1188-nucleotide messenger RNA. RefSeq names its product cyclin E2 (gene ccne2). Gene Ontology annotation, biological process: regulation of cyclin-dependent protein serine/threonine kinase activity; G1/S transition of mitotic cell cycle. Gene Ontology annotation, cellular component: cyclin E1-CDK2 complex; nucleus; cyclin E2-CDK2 complex. The transcript is spliced from 11 exons. Gene Ontology annotation, molecular function: cyclin-dependent protein serine/threonine kinase regulator activity. The coding region runs from base 1 to 1188 and encodes 395 amino acids. Lineage: Eukaryota; Metazoa; Chordata; Actinopteri; Cichliformes; Cichlidae. The record is from RefSeq and is a predicted model, not a curated record.
AUGUCCAGGCGCAGUGAUCGCAUCACGCUUCAAGCCAGAGAUCCAAACAGCGCACCAGUCGUCACAAUCACGAUUAGGAAAAGAAAGACUGAGUGUUCUAAGAAGAAACUACAACCCGCUGCCAAGAAACAAAGCUAUGAAAUACAAAAGUGUUGGUCAGAGGAUGGAGCGUCUCCAUGCAUUCUCAUAGAAACUCCCCACAAAGAGCUAAAACCAGCAAACCCGUCCAACUUCAAACAAUACACAUUCAAGAACCUCUUCAUCAAGGCUUCGCCCAUUCCUCAUCUCAGUUGGGCUAGUUCGGACGAUGUGUGGAUCAAAAUGCUUAACAAGGAGCUGAAGUACGUUCAUGACAAGAGCUACCUGCAGCGGCAUCCUAAACUGCAGCCCAAGAUGAGGGCAAUUCUCCUGGACUGGCUGCUUGAGGUGAGUGAGGUGUACAGCCUUCACAGACAGACAGCGUAUCUUGCCCAGGACUACUUUGACCGCUUCAUGCUCACUCAGGAGAAUAUCAACAAAGACUACCUGCAGCUCAUCGGCAUCACAGCGCUCUUCAUUGCCUCCAAGAUAGAGGAAAUCUACCCUCCUAAAACCUACGAGUUUGCCUAUGUCACGGACGGUGCCUGCGACCAGUGGGACAUCCAGCGCACAGAGCUUCACAUAUUAAAGGCGUUAGACUGGAACCUGUGUCCUGAGACCCCCAUCUCCUGGUUGAAGCUGUACACUCAGGUUGAAGCCCAGAAAAAUGGAGUGAACUUCCUGGAGCCGCAGUUCUCCCAGGAAACCUACAUCCAGAUCACACAGCUGUUGGACUUGUGUAUGAUGGACAUCACCGCGCUCGACUAUAACUACAGCGUUCUUGCCGCAGCUGCCUUUUGCCACUUUUCCACCUUUGACGUUGUUCAUAAAGUCUCAGGUCUCACAUGGGAUAGUGUGUCUCAGUGUUAUCAGUGGAUGACUCCCUUCAUGGAAACACUGCGAUCUGAACCCAAACCUCAGCUCAAGAACUUCCCAAAAGUCAGAGCAGAUGACAGACACAAUAUCCAGACACACGUGGCCUAUCUGGACCUACUGAGAAAAGCUCAGGAGUGUCAGAUCUCCGAGAGUAACGCCGGUCAGCUAUCGCCUGUUGCCGCGGGACCGAUUCUGACACCACCCAGCAGCACAGAGAAGCCACCCAAUCCCUGA